Messenger RNA from Poecilia reticulata (guppy), 3885 nucleotides. The record is from RefSeq and is a predicted model, not a curated record. NCBI's taxonomy places the organism in Eukaryota, Metazoa, Chordata, Actinopteri, Cyprinodontiformes, Poeciliidae.
UUUUGAUACUUUACAGAGCAGCUAACAUGUUGUGAUUUCCUUCCCGGAUAUUUCCUGUCCUCUGCUUCCUCUCAGAGGAAGAGGAGGAGGAGGAGGAGGAAGAGGAGGGCGGACACUCAGCAUCCUCCAGCCUCCGCCCGCCUCUCUGGCUCUGCCUCCAUCCGACACGGCGCUGGAUCAGACCUGCAGGGGGGUGGGGGGCAGAAAAACACACUGCGGAAAGAGGGCGAUGGCCGCCGGUGGAGGAUGCGGGGAAUCGGUGGAUCAGUACCGGGCCGAGGUGGAGAGGCUCACGCAGGAGCUGGCCGAGGCCAACCGGGAGAAGAUCCGGGCUGCGGAGUGCGGGCUGGCCGUCCUGGAGGAGAACCAGGCGCUGAAGCAGAAAUAUGCAGAGCUGGAAGCCGACCAGGAGACCCUCCGGAAGGAGCUGGAGCAGCUACAGGAGGCGUUCGGUCAGGCCUACACCAACCAGCGCAAGGUGGCAGAGGAUGGAGAGACCAUUGAGGAGACGCUGCUGCAGGAGUCAGCCUCCAAGGAGGCGUAUUACAUGGGCCGGCUGCUGGAGCUGCAGACGGAGGCGACGCUGAGCCGCUCGGUGGCGUCCAACGCUCAGGCGGAGAACGAGAGGCUCAACGCGCUUCUGCAGGAGCUGCGAGAGAGCAACGAGAUGCUGGACCUGCAGCGCAGCAGGAUGAGGGAGGAGAUCAAGGAGUAUAAGUUCAGGGAGACGCGUCUCCUCCAGGACUACAGCGAGCUGGAGGAGGAGAACAUCACCCUGCAGAAGCUGGUCUCCACGCUCAAGCAGAGCCAGGUGGAGUAUGAGGGGCUGAAACAUGAAAUCAAAGUUCUGGAGGAGGAGACGGUCCUCCUCAACAGCCAGCUGGAGGACGCUCUGCGUCUGAAGGACAUCUCAGAGGGACAGCUGGAGGAAGCGCUGGACGCCCUGAAGACGGAGCGCGAGCAGAAGAACAACCUGAGGAAGGAGCUGGCCCACCACAUCAGCCUGAGCGACAGCGUGUACGGGGCCGGGGCCCACCUGGCGCUCACCGUCACCGGCGUCGAGGGCCUCAAGUUCGCCGAGGAGACCGGCGGCGGCGGCGGCAACGUUCCCAACGGCGGCGCCAUCCCUGCUGCCAACGGCAACAUGGAGGACAGCAACCGCUGCAACGGCCACCUGCACCACGGCCCCGUCCUGGCCAAGGCCAGCGGGGAUUACCGCGCCGGCAGGAAGGCGGACGGCCUGGUGCCGGACCUGUUCAGCGAGCUCAACCUGUCCGAGAUGCAGAAGCUGAAGCAGCAGCUGCUGCAGGUGGAGCGUGAGAAGGCGGGUCUGCUGAUGACCCUGCAGGAGUCGCAGACCCAGCUGCAGCACACGCAGGGCGCCCUGACGGAGCAGAACGAGCGCGUCCAUCGCCUCACCGAAAACGUCAACGCCCUCAAACACCUGAACGCCGACAAGGAGCUGGACGACCCGCAAGAGAGCGAGAAGCCAGACGGCGGCUCCCCGUCGUCCAACGGCCACCUCGACCCUGACAUCCACGGGUUUGAGAUCCUGGAGUGUAAGUACAAGGUGGCGGUGACGGAGGUGAUCGACCUGAAGGCCGAGCUCAAAGCCUUAAAGGAGAAGUACAACCAGGCGGUGGAGGGCCAGGGAGACUGCCACAACGACGACCGGGUCCAGGCGCUGACUGAGCAGGUUUCCCAUUUGGAGCAGAGCUACCGUGAGAGCCGGGAGCGCGUGGCUGGCCUGGAGGCCGAGCUGCGCGCCGCAUCACACACGGCGACGGAGAGCCAGAGCAUGCUGAACGCGGCGCAGGACGAGCUGGUGACCUUCAGCGAGGAGCUGGCGCAGCUCUACCACCACGUCUGCCUCUGCAACAACGAGACGCCCAACCGCGUCAUGCUGGAUUACUACCGGCAGAGCCGCAUCACACGCAGCGGCAGCCUGAAGGGCCCCGAGGAUCCGCGGGCGCUGCUGUCUCCCCGCCUGGCGCGCCGCCUCGCCGCCGUGUCCGCAGCCUGCUCGCCCGACUCCCCGCGCAGCCCAAUGGACUCUCCGUCCAGAGACGCCCACCACAGCAACGCGGCGGGCAACACGGCGGGCGGCGUGGCAGACUCGUCGUCCUGCCACAGCAGCCCCAUCCAUAACAUCGGCGGCUCGCCCUCCAUCAGCAUAUCCCGCUGCCCGUCUCCGGUGCCGUCGGACGCGGGCGGCGACCUGCGGAGGGAGCCGAUGAACAUCUACAACCUGAACGCCAUCAUCCGAGACCAGAUCAAGCACCUGCAGCGGGCCGUGGACCGCUCGCUGCAGCUGUCCCGGCAGAGAGCUGCAGCCAGGGAGAUGGCCACCAUGCUGGACAAGGACAAGGAGUCGUGCAUGGAGGAAAUCCUGAAGCUCAAGUCGCUGCUCAGCACCAAGAGGGAGCAGAUCGCCACGCUGCGCCUCGUCCUCAAGGCCAAUAAACAGACAGCAGAAAAUGCCCUGGCUAACCUGAAGAGCAAGUAUGAAAAUGAAAAGUCAGUGGUGACAGAGACCAUGAUGAAGCUGAGGAACGAGCUGAAGGCUCUGAAGGAAGACGCUGCCACCUUCUCCUCUCUCAGAGCCAUGUUCGCCACGAGGUGUGAUGAGUACGUCACCCAGCUGGACGAGAUGCAGAGGCAGCUGGCCGCAGCAGAGGACGAGAAGAAGACGCUCAACUCCCUCCUCAGGAUGGCGAUCCAGCAGAAGCUCGCCCUGACGCAGCGGCUGGAGGACCUGGAGUUUGACCACGAGCAGAUUCACCGCGGCCGCGGCGCCAAAGUGCCCAAGAUAAAAAGCAGCCCACCCAAAUUUUUUGUAGAUUGUCAGCAGCCUUCUGCCUCAGUACCGACAUUCUCCCCACAACUAAGGCGAGGGAGAGCCUCCUUAGCCCGCAGGUAACCCGCUAGAGAAGCUGCUGGCCUUCUCACACCUCUGCAUCUGGAUAAUUGGUCCUGCAUGUUCUCUGCAGUCGCACUGUAGCAGUUUAUGAAUAAAACACGGCAUCAAAAUGAUCCACUUUUCAUUCCAGGGUUGACGAUUUUCUCCCUUUGCAUGUGUAAUUUUGCAUGGCAGUUAUCUUUAGAUGCUUAUUUUUCCACUUGGAGCUUGGACUCAACCGUCUACAUUUGUCCCAGAAACUAAAUUUACUCAUUUGUGAUGUUAAAAACAGCGAUGAGAAUUUGAUUUUCAAAGCAAUUACCCAUGAAUUGUGCUGAUUUCUGAUCCUCGGCAUCUACUCCAGUCUGCUUUGGCCGGGCAGAAAGACAAAUGGAGACAUUAACGUUCUUUUUCACACUUAUUACAUUUUAAAUAUGAAUCCAUGCUCAGACGCAAUCCCUCCUUUUCUGCAUCUUUUGAUUUGCUUUUCCUGCAGACGGUCUCUUCCGAGAACGACAGUGUUGCAACUUCCAUCCAGGAAUCUUUAGCCAGUUGACAGUUUUGUAAUAGUUAUCCACUGAUAAUUCCUCGCUGGUCGGAUUAGCGCUCCGUAUUCAUGGUUCAAAAACCAGCCAAAAGGUUUUCCUUCAGCGAAGACGGAGCCGCUUGAAUCUCUUUAUCGUCUGUGUUUAGUUACAAAAUGGAGGCUGAUGGACAGGAAAGUUUACAAAACUUUUAAAAUUGAUUUUAAAUCAUCAUAAAGGAGAAUGAAGAAUCGUUUUUUUUGGCACACGGCCCACAAAAAGUCGUUUGAUCAAACCCAGCAGAGGAUUUGCUUUGUGUAUCCAAGGCAACAGCUGAGGCCUCUACAUGUUUGUAUCUGUUGUGUUUUUGUUGUCUUUCUUUCCAGUCGUGCUUUGAAGUUAAACUUUUAUCGAAUGGUUUUGGGUCCUGAUGGAUGCAGAAAGAAGAAAAACACAUUUUUC